Coniosporium apollinis CBS 100218 is the source of this 1989-nucleotide messenger RNA. RefSeq lists its product as uncharacterized. The record is from RefSeq and is a predicted model, not a curated record. Bases 1 to 1989 code for a protein of 662 amino acids. The transcript has a single exon. Gene Ontology annotation, cellular component: spliceosomal complex. Gene Ontology annotation, biological process: spliceosomal complex disassembly. NCBI's taxonomy places the organism in Eukaryota, Fungi, Ascomycota, Dothideomycetes.
AUGGCCUCGCCCUUACCACCAGACCCCUACGCAGCGCUCGGCGUUCCCAGGUCUGCCGACACUCCAGCCAUCAAGAGCGCCUACCGGAGACUAGUCCUCAAGUGCCACCCAGACAAAGUAGCCGACGAAACGCUUAAGGCAAGGGCCGCCGACGAGUUUCAUAAAAUCCAGCAGGCGUACGAGAUUCUUGUUGACGAUGAUAGACGCGAGCGGUAUAACUCGCAGGUGCGGUUAGCGGAGUUGAGGAGGGAAGCGAUGGAGAGGUCGGGGUCCGGGAGCGGACCGAGGGUGGAAGUGAGGACCGCGGCGUAUGACAUGCGCACACCUGGCGGUGCGACGUACACGGCGCAAGGUCCGGCAAGGGUUGUCGAGGAGAGGAGACCGCGGGAGUACGAUGAUGAAAGAUACGAGCAGUCGCGGACUUCGUCGAGGAAGUACGACGGAUACGAGCCGUCGUAUGGGCGACGACCCGCUGCGAGGACUGAUCGCGAACCGAUCAGAGUCAAUACGCGGGAAAAAGAAAGCGACAAGACCGACAGAGCAGAGCGCACGAGGAUGAGAGACCGAGAGGUGCGAAGAGAACGCGUGCGGAAAACGGAAUCUGCAUCCGCGUACAGUGAUGAUUCAGAUGGGCGAGCAAACUUCGAAAACGACUAUCACAGGAGGAGCGAAGACGCGGCCAGAUACCAGCAAGAUACGCGAAGGGGCUCAGAAAGGAGGAGUAGCCGCGAUGACUACUACGGCAACGAUGUUGAGCGGAAAACAUCCACUGCGGAGGACUACAUAAAGCGAUCCAAACAAGGUUCCUAUGAGGAUGCACGCCCUUCGCCGAGCCGCUCGACCUCUUCGCAACCCGCAUAUGCUUAUGAUGUCCGCUCCAGCCGUGGAUCAGAACGGCCAGCAUAUGUCCGCCGCUCCUCCGCUCAGCCCAAGCCAUCCUCGCGGCGUCGCUCGCCCGAGCGUGAACGCCGCCGGGACGUCAUAGCAGAGGAGGAGGAGUACAAUGCUCGGCCCACUCUCGAAAAGUCCAACUCCGACCCAGCGCGAGUGAAGGCUGCCGUGCCUCCCCUAAGGACCCGCAUCCAGCGCUCUCAGACAUACCAACCCGACGAGCACGCGCAACCCUCCCCUCCCACCUUUCCAGACAUUCGCCGCGCUGAAACAAUGCCUAUGCCCGUCACCGCCACUGGCACCACCUCACCAAACACCUCCCGUCGCCGCGGUGUAACCCAGCCGGCGCAGCCCUCUAAAUUGCGCUCCGCCAGGGAAACAAUGCAUGACUCGGGUUACUCCUCAUCUUCCCCUGGCGCCCUGGACACGGCCUACCCAUACGCCCAGGAACCACCCCGCCCCGCCCUCGACCGCUCAACCAGCAAAACAACCUACUACACCUACCCCAGCGGCGGCGUGAGCGUCAAGCCCACCUCCCCGCACAUACAACCCCAGGAAAGCGGCUACCGUACCGUUACCCGCGAGCCCGGACAGCCGCGUAACCACUCCCCGGACGCAAUCUCCCCGCGCACUCGAGAAGCAGAGAGACCACCGCUGUCGACCGCGCGCACCGUCCCUGCACCCGCGCCCGCUGGUGUACCCACGAGCCGAUAUGCGACCGCGACCGCGGCGCCCUCGCCCACAGCAGCGAGUAGGAGCGCCAGCUACGCCUUCGCUCCCGAAACGGCGCCGCGGCCCCACAUGGGGAGGAACACGAGCUACGGCAAAGAGUACGCUGACGGCGACCCCCCGGUGAGAAGCAGCGGCCACAGGGAAGGACAUAUGCUGUACGGCGAGCAGUACUCGGGCUUCCACUCCUACGGCAGCGGCAGUAGACGUGAUAGAGAGAGGGAGCAGCCGACGAGCUAUGCGCCUGAGGAGGUGAACUGGGCUCAGCCGAUUGGGGAGAGGGAUGUCAGAUACGCGGCAAGACGGAGGGAUGAGCCGGCGGGGGUGAGGCCGGGGGCUGUGAGGAGGAGUGAGACGUUUGCUUACUGA